AUGUCUUCUAGAAUCACCAGAUCUUCGGCUCGUCAAGCAGCGAGUCAGGCAGCCCAAACUAACAAUAUUGCUCCUGCCGCUGCUGACGUCCCGGCCGUACCCUCCACUACUCCAUCCACACGCAAGCGAAAAGGGCUCGCCGCCGAGAAGAGCCCCAACGACGCACUACCACCCUCUGGGUCUUCAGGUCGACGGUCCAAGAGACAAAAGAUCCCCGAAGCCGUUUCACCUCCGAACACCAACCAUAACAAUCACAUCACAUCAAGAUCUCGGCGAAAGGGAAAGCCCGCUGUUGAUAUGGACAGCCCGGAAGCCCACAUCUGGUACAACUCUGACCACCCGAAGAUCGAAACGGAAUCUUGA
Fusarium tjaetaba is the source of this 363-nucleotide messenger RNA. Its product is annotated as e3 ubiquitin ligase TRIP12. Lineage: Eukaryota; Fungi; Ascomycota; Sordariomycetes; Hypocreales; Nectriaceae. The record is from RefSeq and is a predicted model, not a curated record. The coding region runs from base 1 to 363 and encodes 120 amino acids. The transcript has 2 exons.